AGAGAAGAGAGAGAAAGCAAAAACACACCUUAUUGACUGUGACUUUUCUGUGUAGGCUGGGAGCCUCCUCUUAUAUUAAUUCAACUCCCGUUCUCAGCUGCUACUUCAUUUUCUAGCUUGUCUAUAAAAAUUCUCUCCUCACCUUUUCUGCCAAAGCAUCUCCCCUCCUGCUUCUGCUCAUUGCUGACAAUUUCACCUAGGAUUCAGCAAAAUUUGCUGUUUCAAGAAAGCUCUCUUCCUCAUUGUAGUUGGUUUCCUGACCCAGAUGGGGAGGCAUUCUUGCUGUUACAAACAGAAAUUAAGGAAAGGCCUAUGGUCACCUGAGGAAGAUGAAAAGUUGCUCAGGCACAUCACCAAGUAUGGCCAUGGCUGCUGGAGCUCUGUCCCUAAGCAAGCAGGUCUGCAGAGGUGUGGAAAAAGUUGCAGAUUGAGGUGGAUUAAUUACCUGAGGCCGGAUUUGAAGAGAGGCACAUUCUCACAGGAAGAAGAAGACCUCAUAAUUGAACUUCAUGCACUUCUGGGGAAUAGGUGGUCCCAAAUCGCUUCACAAUUGCCUGGAAGAACUGAUAAUGAAAUUAAAAAUCUUUGGAAUUCUUGCUUGAAGAAAAAGCUCAGGCAGAAAGGCAUUGACCCUGUCACCCACAAACCCCUAUCCGAGGUUGAGGAUGGAGAAGACAAGAAUCAACAGAGUAACAGCGGAAACAAGAAUUCUGGGGCAUCCAGUGAAUUGAAACUCAAUGUUGAGAAUCCAAAAUCUGGACCAGGUCUGCUUAAGCAACAGCAAAAUUCAGCUGCUGCACAGAGCUAUCAGCAAGGAAUGGAAUGUUCUCCAAGCACCAAGACAAUGAACAGUGGCAACAGCAGUAACUUAAUUGCUUCCUCAACCGGGAAAAACUUCUUACCGGACAGAUUUGCCACCACAGCCGCCAACAGGCAGCCUCCGGAGUUCGUGGGGCGUCUUCCCAUUCCACAAUUGAAUUAUGCAUCCAGUGCCAGGAUCCCAACAACAACCUCAAGCCCCAAUCCCUGGUUUACUCAAACCAGCAAAGCUUUCGAUAUCAAUCCUGAAUUCUCUUCCAAUGCAAUAUCUACCCUUCUUCCGUCAUUGAGCGGCCCUUACAUUUCUGCUGCUCCUAUGGGAUUCAAGCCUUCUAUCACUGUCCCUUCUGAAAAUCCUUCAAUAGCCUCUCUUACAGUUACUGGAUCCCGCUACUGGGAACCCAGUCCUGCCUCCAACAACAACAGUAACAACAGCAGCAGUGGCAGCAGCGGUGCAGAGUUGCAAAGCAACAGCUCCUUCUUUGAAAACAGCAGCUUCUCUUGGGGAUUGACUGAUUGCUGCACAUCAGACAAAGAGGCCCAAAUUCAACUCAUGGAAAGCCAACCAGAAGAAGUAAAGUGGCCUGAAUAUUUCAAUAAUCCUCUAGUAAUGGCUGCCCCUUUACAAAAUCAGACUCCACAGUCCUUAUACAACGAGGUAAAAACAGAAACACAUUUCUUCCCACAUGGUUCAAACAGCAUGUGGCCUCAUAACCAACAACAGCAAGAACCAUUACAGAAUCCCGACAUAUGUGCUAAGGAUAUCCAGAGACUUAUAUCUACAUAUGGGCAUAUUUAGCUUUGCAUUGAUGAACAUUAAGGGGCUUGAACAAUGGCAGGUGUGUGCCACAAUUUUUUUUUUUUCCUUCUUUUUCCUUUUCCUCUCUUUGUAUAUAGGUCUGAUACAAACAUUUAUCACCUCUGCUUGGACUAUUUGUGAGCAAAAACAUCUUGUUAUAUUAACUCUUUCAUCUUGAGUGUGGGGUAGAAGUGCAGAAUAAGGGUUGUUUUCAAUGUCUUUUGCCUGUUCUUGCUCAUUGCAUUAUUUGCAUAUCGGCCAUAUAUCAUCAGCAGGGUGAAGAUGCAAAACAAUCAGAAGGAAAAAAGAAAAAUUUUGUUAUUCA
Molecule: messenger RNA, 1943 nt
Organism: Rubroshorea leprosula
Lineage: Eukaryota; Viridiplantae; Streptophyta; Magnoliopsida; Malvales; Dipterocarpaceae
Source: the annotation of a GenBank genome assembly